AUAAUGAAGAGCAAAGCGCAUGCAGCCUCAAUUGUCUUUCCGACAGGCCAACUGCAGUUCAUUCAUAAUGAAUGCCAAAUGGAUUUCGAUCGCACUUGUGUGCUUAGCAACACUACUGAGGAAUGAGGCCAUGGGGAAAUUGACAGGAGGGUUUGAAUGGAAUAAUCGUCAGUGUACGUGGACAGAAGGAUUUGUUGGAAAAAAGUCCCUAAACAGGCUGCUUAUUAUUCAAUGCAAGGCGACACCAAACUUACACAGCAUAUUUUGCCAGUACAAAGGCAAUCCACACUCUUGUGCAUGGUACAACCAAAACCACCAGGCAGAUUUCUACCGAUGCCUAGCGAAUGUACUGAGCGGAGACACACAAAAUUUGUGUAAUCCCAACACAGUCGUGUGCGACAGGUGCCCAGACGUGGUAUUCGAGCAGUAUUGACACUUUCAACAACGUCGACGUCCCGCCUCUGAGAAGAACAUUGACAACAGUUAUGGCCGACUUGGAAGGAUCUGUUUAUGACAACAUCGUUGACACUUACUAGACAUAUAUUAAUCACUGCUGUUAACUUUCCGUUUUGCUUAAUAUAAUUCUGAAUCUUCUUUAGGCUUUUUUUAUGUCUUUCUAUAUAUGUAUACAUAUUCUUCUAUUUCACAAACUUUAAAAACGGUCAAUACA
Molecule: messenger RNA, 670 nt
Organism: Dreissena polymorpha
Lineage: Eukaryota; Metazoa; Mollusca; Bivalvia; Myida; Dreissenidae
Exons: 4
Coding region: 20-433 (137 amino acids)
Source: RefSeq, a predicted model, not a curated record